UGCCUAACACGCGCCCAAAUUACUAGCGACUUCUCCGGUCAGUUAUAUUAACAGAGGCGAGGCCCAGCUGUAACAGAGUCGCUGAAUUCUCAGCGACGUCUCUUCUUUUAAAAAAAAAACACCAACCUCACAACGGACGCAACAAAUCUCUGCUUAAAAUUCUCCCUCGUCUCUCAUUUUACCAUCGUCUUCUUCUUCUUCUUCUUCCAAAACUAGUCCAACCCCGAAAUUAACCAUGGAAGAAACUUUAAUAGCAAGGCCAAAUGACAAAUUCAAGCGAAGUGUAUCACAUGCUUAUGAUGAAUUACAGAGCUUUAGAUACUAUCUCCGAUGGAUGUGUGUAGAUCAAUCAAAUAUAUGGCUCGUUUGUCUCUCUUGGUUUAUGUUCAUUCUAUUUUCCAUUAUCGUUCCUGCGAUUUCUCAUUUCCUGUUAGCUUGUAGUACCUGCGAUGGCAAACACAAAAGGCCUUAUGAUAGCGUUGUGCAAUUGUCGCUAAGUAGCGUCGCGACUUUGUCUUUUGUUUGUUUGUCCAGAUUCGUUAGUAAAUAUGGAUUGAGAAGGUUUUUGUUCUUUGAUAAGCUCUGCGAUGAAAGCGAGACUGUGAGGAAAGGCUACACAAAUCAGCUCAAUCGUUCAUUACAGCUUCUGUCAAUCUUUGUAGCUCCAUGCUUCAUAGCAGAAUCAGCAUACAAGAUAUGGUGGUAUGCUUCUGGUGCCUCUCAAAUCCCAUUCUUGGGUAAUGUCAUUCUAAGCGACACCGUUGCUUGCAUAAUGGAGUUAUGCUCUUGGCUUUACCGGACAACUAUAAUAUUCCUAGUGUGUGUUCUUUUCCACCUGAUUUGCCACCUGCAGAUCCUUCGUCUCCAAGACUUUGCUAAAGUUUUCCAAACUGACUCUGAUGUUGAGUCUGUUCUAUCUGAGCAUCUUAGGAUCAGGAGGCAUUUGAGGAUUAUUAGCCAUCGGUAUCGGUUUUUCGUUUUGUGGGCACUGAUUUUGGUUACUGGGAGCCAGUUUGCUUCAUUGCUUACAACCACCAAGUCUGGUGCUGUUGUUGAUUUGUACAGAGCUGGAGAACUCGCGCUAUGCUCUAUAACCCUUGUAACGGGGCUGCUAAUUUUACUGCGGAGUGCUACAAAAAUCACACACAAAGCUCAAUCAGUUACUAACCUGGCUGCAAAGUGGCAUAUUUGUGCAACAUUAGACUCAUUUGAUGCAAGUGAGGGUGAAACUCCAAGGUUUCAACGUGUAACAUCUUCCACCGAGGAUGGAUCAGAAGAAGCGGACGAUGUAGGCGACGAAGAAGACGAAUUAGAUAACUCUAAGUUGAUUCCGGCAUACGCAUAUAGUACCAUUUCAUUCCAGAAGAGACAAGCUCUGGUGACUUAUUUUGAGAACAACAGAGCUGGGAUUACAGUGUACGGGUUCACCCUGGAUCGAAGUACAUUACACUCCAUUUUUGGAGUUGAGUUAGCUCUUGUACUGUGGUUGCUUGGAAAGACUGUUGGUAUUUCUUGAGAAAAUGGAUAUAUUUUUUCACCAUAUUCAACGAUGGUUCGGCUUUUAUAGAGUGGAAGAGAGAUCGGAUCACAGUAUUUUAAUAAUUUAAUUUAUAUUAAUUCAUUUUUAUUUAUUUUGACCAUUAUGUGUGUCUGUAUAGUAUCCUCUUUCGUUGUAUGUUUUUUCUUGUUGAUAAUAGUACUAGUUAAUUUAUAAUGACAUGUUUGGACUUAAAUGCUUUUGUAUCAGUUUAUGUAGUAUUUUCAUUCUA
Messenger RNA from Jatropha curcas, 1769 nucleotides. Its product is annotated as extracellular ligand-gated ion channel protein (DUF3537). Lineage: Eukaryota; Viridiplantae; Streptophyta; Magnoliopsida; Malpighiales; Euphorbiaceae. The record is from RefSeq and is a predicted model, not a curated record.